Molecule: messenger RNA, 1692 nt
Organism: Microsporum canis CBS 113480
Lineage: Eukaryota; Fungi; Ascomycota; Eurotiomycetes; Onygenales; Arthrodermataceae
Product: multidrug resistant protein
Exons: 5
Coding region: 1-1692 (563 amino acids)
Biological process (GO): transmembrane transport
Molecular function (GO): transmembrane transporter activity
Source: RefSeq, a predicted model, not a curated record
AUGGCUCUGGCUCUGCGUCCGUCUAUGCCUCUGGGUCAUACGGACCUCGUUGUUGUGUUACCAGACCAGUUCUCCUUCCACCACCAAGAAGCAGCCACUAUGGAGAGGCCAUCCCUCACGCUGUCGACCGACUCUUCACACCACCAUGCUGCAGUCCCGGCUGGAGCUGAGGCUACGGACCUGCCGUACCGCCAGCUGGAGGAGACGGCCAACUUUGAGGAGUUCACGCAGGAGACCGCCAACGGACAAAUUCUCAAGUCAGUCAAGUCAAAUGUGACCGGGAAGAUCGAGGACUACAAGCUUGUUACGUUCACAGUCGGAGACCCCGAGAAUCCAAAGAACUGGAGCAAGCCGUACAAGUGGUACUGCACCAUGGUGGUCUCCUUCACCUGCUUCGUGGUCGCGUUUUCCAGCAGCGUUAUCACCUCCGAUCUCAAGGGCGUAAUGGACGAAUUCGACGUUUCCGAAGAAGUAGCUUUACUGACGAUAACCCUCUUUGUUAUUGGCUUUGGCGUUGCGUCGGAACUGGUUGGCCGUAAGCCUGUCUAUGUCUCAACCAUGUUCCUCGCCGUUAUUUUCAUAAUCCCAUGUGCCGUGGCCAAAAACACCGGCACGCUUCUGGUGUGUCGCCUCAUCGACGGAAUUGCAUUCUCUGCUCCAAUGACGCUGGUUGGAGGUACUCUGGCGGAUCUAUGGCGCAGUGAGGAACGAGGAGUGCCAAUGGCCACCUUCAGUGCUGCUCCAUUCCUGGGGCCGGCAAUUGGACCCUUGAUUGGAGGCUUCUUAAGUGACGCUGCUGGCUGGAGAUGGUUGUACUGGAUCCAGCUUAUCCUCGCCGGGGUUGUCUUCCUUCUAGUCACCUUCACCCUCCCCGAGACAUAUACACCUACUCUUCUAGCAAGACGGGCCAAGAAGCUCCAAAAGGAGAAAAACGAUACGUCAUACGUCACGGAAGCCGAUCUAGACUCGCGCCCCAUGGGAGAGAAGCUACGCAUUUUCAUGAUCAGGCCUUUCCAACUUCUAUUCAUGGAACCCAUCGUUUUCUUUCUUUCCAUCUACAUGUCGAUUCUUUAUGGCCUCCUAUACAUGUUUUUCAUUGCAUAUCCAAUUGUAUACGAGGAAGGGAAAGGCUAUACAUCGGGCAUUACCGGGCUGAUGUUCAUUCCCCUGGCUAUAGGAGUAGUAGCCAGUGCGUUUUUCGCUCCCGCCGUCAACAAGCAUUAUUUGACACUUGUUGCGAAACAUAACGGCAAACCUCCAGCGGAAACCCGCCUUAUUCCAAUGAUGAUAUCUUGCUGGCUCGUCCCGAUCGGAAUAUUUAUCUUUGCGUGGACAUCGUAUCCCAACAUCCACUGGUUUGGUCCUGCCAUAGGCGGUCUUCCAGUCGGAUUUGGUUUCAUCUUCCUCUACAACUCAUGCAACAAUUAUCUAGUGGAUACUUACCAACACCAGGCCGCUUCCGCUCUUGCAGCCAAAACAUUCCUCCGUUCGAUAUGGGGUGCAUCCUCCGUCCUCUUCACCACCCAGAUGUAUUCCCGACUCGGAAACCAAUGGGCCAGUUCGCUAAUUGCAUUCAUCGCCUUGGCUUGUUGCGCGAUUCCUUUUGUAUUCUACUACAAAGGAGAGGCGAUUCGCCGCCAUUCGAAAUAUGCAUUUGUCGAGGAUGAAGAGAACUCUUCAGAGAAGAAAUAA